Molecule: messenger RNA, 677 nt
Organism: Caenorhabditis angaria
Lineage: Eukaryota; Metazoa; Nematoda; Chromadorea; Rhabditida; Rhabditidae
Source: the annotation of a GenBank genome assembly
AUGUCAGUUUUUGCACCGAAAAGAACAAUACAACAGAAUCGCGCAUCAAGUCGUAUCUCAAGCUUAGAAGUGAAUAAAACUCUGGAUGAAACUGUUCGACAACAAAGAAAAAAUAAACAAUUAGAUGGUUUAGAGCAAGAUAAUGCACAUGUAAGUUAUUAUUGAAUACUUUUUAAUAAACUAAAAUAUUUAUAGGAUGAUCCACAUGCUCAUAUUGUCUGGAAUAAAGCUGCUCCAAAAUUUGAUGAUGAAUUAGCCGGUGCAUCAGCCCCAAAAAAGAAGAAAACUGGGGAAAAUUCAGAAAAACCUGGAAGGCCGGAUGCUGAAAAAGCGAGACGAAGACGUCUAUCUCGUCCGGAAUUCAACAAACAGCGAUUCAAAAAAUCAUUCAAUGUUCAUGUUAUGGAACAAAGUAAACAUAUUUUAGAAUCACUAGAUCCCGAUUUUCGAAGGUUUGUAAACAAAUUUCAAAAUAAAUUCUGCAUUCUAAAUAUAUUUUCAGAAUCGAUGCUUAUACUAAUUCAACUGCGCCGCCUUCAUAUAAACCAUCUCGAAAAUUUUGUGCAGUUUGCGGAUUUCUCUCAAAAUAUUGUUGUACUCGAUGCGGCACUAAAUAUUGUUCUUUACCUUGUCGAGAUAUUCAUAAUGAUACUCGAUGUAUGAAAUGGUUACAAUAA